CAUCACGUUUAUUCAGGCGUUGGAAGAAAAUAACACGACAUACUUUCUGUUAAAACAUUAAUAUAAAAGACAAAGUUACGUCUUUCUGCACGGCCACGCGAACAGAACGCUAUAACUUAUUAAAGUACAGUCACGCGGAGGUGGGAGUGUUAUUUUUGAUGCAUUAUUUUCGGGGUGUGGAGAGUGGGAGUUAUUACAUAACAGCAGUCAGGGGGUGAAUGAGGACAAGCGCCUCUAAUGCAGCCUGGUUUUAAAGCAGGUGGAGCAGGUGUUUUUAAUUCUUAUCACUAAUUAGUGACAAGGAAACUUCCAUCUGCUUUUUAUUUAUUGGUUCUCUUGUGUAUUUGGAAGCUGGAGUACAUAAUCAUAUGGAUCUGCAUAUUUACUCAGAGCUAUAAGAGGAAAAAUAAACACUGAUUGUUAUUAUUGAGGUUUACAGCUGGAGAAUAAGUCAUUAUUUUGGUUUUGAGUUGCAGAUUUGUCUCUUGUCUUUUCCUUCUUUGCAGACAGACCUAUAGACUCUGUAUGAAAUCACUAACCUACCUUUAAACAACAUUUUACUCCAAGGUUUGUUUAGUUUGAGCUACAACAUGAAACUAAACUAAGAGACUAAAGAUCUGUGAGGCACAAAAUGCAUUAUGGGUCUUUUCAUUUUCACAACUGCAUGUAUAAAUAGCAGAGCAGCACCAUGGGGUGGAGGCCGUCGGUUUCUGUGGUCAAACAACACAGAUAUUUCUCAGCAGCAGAUGAGAAGAUAGACGCUACGACUUAGAGGCGGAAUAUAAUCUACAAGGAACAUCCUCGUUCUUAUACAUUCAGGCAUGCAGACAUAAGGCUUCCCAUGAAUCCAUCCUCUUCAUAAAUGAUUAGUUUCAGAUUGAUCGUAAACUUUUUCUAAACUUUAUGAAUUUGUUUCUGGCCCCCAGAUGCCACAUGGCCUCAACAUUAAAUGAUAAAGCGUUUUGUUAUGUUCUCAUAAUGACUCUUGAAUCUUACAUCAACUUUUACUAAUUAAUUACUGAUCCGGGGAAUGUGUAUCCUCUUAAAAAAGUCAGAUGCACCUGGUUGUGUUACAGAGACGUUGCUGGUUGGGCCGAGGACACUACUUCAUGUUUUAAUGCGUCUGCUCUUCUUAGACUUCAUCUGAUCAACACAAUGCAAAUAUUUUUAACACAGUUGUUAGGUGUGGUAGCUUGUGUGGUACGCACACUUCCUGUUGGAGCCUCAACACUAAAAAGAUGAGGUCUGACGAUUGGAUUAUUUCAGACAUGAGGCUGAAUGUCUACAUCUGUCUGCUCCUCUUUGUUCUGGCCUCCAACGUCUUCGCAGGUUUAAUUCAUAAAGCAGUUGAAGAAAAGGUGACAGUCACUAUUGAUUGUUGUCGUCACUGUGUGAAGAAUAAAGUGACGUGGAGCAGAAUCAGAGAUGGAAGGAAAGUUGAUAUUCUCACAGUUGAUGGCGACAGAGACAUAAAACACAUUAAAGAUCCAGACAAACGAUUCAGUUCAUUAGCUGAUAAAUCUCUGGUCAUUAUCAGAGCCGACGUCUCUGACUCUGGAGUUUAUCUGUGUGAUGAUAAACCAGCUGUGAACCUGACCGUGAUCCCCUCAGGACGGAAAAAGGUGACGACACCUUCACCUACGACAACAAUUGAGUCAUCACACAGAGAGAACACAGGUUUAAUCCAUCGAGAAGUCGAGGAAAAGCAGAUUGUGACUAUUCGUUGUUGUCGUCACUGUGUGAAGAAUAAAGUGACGUGGAGCAGAAUCAGAGAUCGAGUUAAAGUUGAUAUUCUCACAAUUGAUGGGGACAGAUACAUAAAACACAUUAAAGAUCCAGACAAACGAUUCAGUUCAUUAGCUGAUAAAUCUCUGGUCAUUAUCAGAGCCGACGUCUCUGACUCUGGAGUUUAUCUGUGUGAUGAUGAAGAAGCUGUGGAACUGACCGUGAUCUCCUCAGGAAAAAAGACACCAACAUUCGCAACAGCGCCCCUUCUGGAAAACUCAGCGCCCCUUCUGGAAAACUCAGCUCCUUCUGACCUGUGGCCAGUGUGUGUUCGUACUGUGGUCGUAGUGAUCUACUUAUUCACCAUGAUCAGCAUCACUGCUGCCACCUGGAGGAAAGCUGGACAGAUCCAGAACCAGAAGAGACCCUCAGCAGAAAGAGGAACUGAUCCCUGAUCCCCCAUCACACAGAAACCAGAGUGGUAAAGACUGAACUGAUGAGACUGAUCCAGACUGUUCAUGGGAACCAGUGUUUUCUGUUGUGUCUUCUGUUUGUUUCCUGGCAGGUUUGUGUUGGUUCAAGCUGAUGAACAACCUGCAGACCCUCAGUCUCUAUCUCUUUAUAUUUUACCAAGUUUUUACUUCUUCUGGAAUGAAAAUGGAAAAACUGAAAGUAAGAUUAAA
Mugil cephalus (flathead mullet) is the source of this 2408-nucleotide messenger RNA. RefSeq lists its product as uncharacterized. The coding region runs from base 1239 to 2180 and encodes 313 amino acids. The record is from RefSeq and is a predicted model, not a curated record. NCBI's taxonomy places the organism in Eukaryota, Metazoa, Chordata, Actinopteri, Mugiliformes, Mugilidae. The transcript is spliced from 8 exons.